AUGAAUGCUUGGGAUAAAAUUGCAACUUGGGCUUUUUCGGUUGGUUUACCCUUCAAUGCUGUGCGUGACGAAAGUUUCCAAGAUAUGAUCAAUUCAAUUGGAGAAUACGGAAGAGGUAUGCCAACUCCAUCUUAUCAUAAUAUUCGCGUCACACUGAUGAAAAAGCGUUUAGAAGAUACUCAAAAGUUUGUGGAUUCGUUCCGGCCACAUUGGGAGGAAUAUCGGUAUAACGGGUCAAACUUUAAAGCUGUCGGAAAGAUUUUAGAAGAACAACAUCCAAAGUUGUUUUGGACUCCGUGUGCAGCACAUUGUGUGAAUCUCAUGAUAGGAGAUAUUGGUGAGAAAAUACCAAAGAUAAAGACUGCUCUGACUGAUGCGAGAGCAAUUUUGGUUUACAUUUACAACCACGGGAGGAUUCUUAAUCUGAUGAGGAAGUUGACAAAGAACAAGGAGUUGCACAGGUCUUGUGUAACUAGGUUUGCAACACAGUUUUAUACUAUUCAGAGUAUCCACGAUAAUCGACAUCAUAUUCAACUACAUUCAAAGAAAAGAAAUUGUCUUUUACAACAAAAGCUCAAUGAUCUUGUAUUCAUCCAAUACAACACAAGGUUACAAAGACGCUUCAACUCGUUAAAAGCCAACAAAUCUUUGGAUCCUAUUUUGUUGAGAGACGUAGAUGAAAAAGAUGAUUGGGUUAUACCAACAGAAGUUGAGCUUCAAGAGUUUGUUGAUGGUAGAGAUGGUCUUCUUUGGUCAGCUGUACGAGAGCCAAUGGGAGGAACCGAAGAAGUUGGGGUAACUACUAGGAGCAAAAGAGAUCGCUAUAGAGAUGAUGAGGAUGAUGAUGAUAUUCGAGUUGAAGUGGAAGAUCUUGAUGAACAAUUGGAUGCCUUGGGUGAUGUGGGCUCGGAGGAAGAUUUCAUGUCUUACAAUUAG
This is a messenger RNA of Lactuca virosa, 936 nucleotides long. The record is from the annotation of a GenBank genome assembly. Lineage: Eukaryota; Viridiplantae; Streptophyta; Magnoliopsida; Asterales; Asteraceae.